Artibeus jamaicensis (Jamaican fruit-eating bat) is the source of this 1467-nucleotide messenger RNA. RefSeq names its product 8-oxoguanine DNA glycosylase (gene OGG1). The record is from RefSeq and is a predicted model, not a curated record. The coding region runs from base 219 to 1220 and encodes 333 amino acids. Gene Ontology annotation, biological process: nucleotide-excision repair; base-excision repair; base-excision repair, AP site formation. Gene Ontology annotation, molecular function: damaged DNA binding; 8-oxo-7,8-dihydroguanine DNA N-glycosylase activity. The transcript has 8 exons. Gene Ontology annotation, cellular component: nucleus. NCBI's taxonomy places the organism in Eukaryota, Metazoa, Chordata, Mammalia, Chiroptera, Phyllostomidae.
GACGGGCUGCCUCAGGGCCACACACUUCCCUUGCAUUCUGAAUUGCCUUUCCCACUCCCAGAGAAAGCCCCUCUACAGGCCGUCUUCAGCUCGUCAGUGUUAGGUGGCGGAGUACUGAAGGAAAGCUGAGACCAGAGACACAGGUGCAGGCGACGGGCCAGGCUGGACGAUCUGAGGAGUCAGGCCUCAGGAGUGAAGUCUGAGGAGGCCUACGAAGCAUGGGACAUCGUACACUAUACUCUGUUCCGUCUCUAUGGGCUUCCAUCCCCUGUCCACGCUCUGAACUACGCCUGGACUUGGUUCUGGCUUCCGGACAAUCCUUCCGGUGGAGGGAGCAAAACCCUGCACACUGGAGUGGUGUGCUGGCCGACCAGGUAUGGACACUGACCCAGACUGAGGAGAAGCUCUACUGCACUGUGUACCGAGGGGGAAAAGGCCAGACUGGGAAGCCCACGGGAGAAGAGUUGGAGGCCCUACGCCAGUACCUGCAGCUGGAUGUCAGCCUGGCUCAACUAUAUAGCCAUUGGAGUUGUGUGGACUCCCACUUCCAAGAGGUGGCUCAGAAAUUCCAAGGUGUUCGACUCCUACAACAGGACCCCAUCGAGUGCCUUUUCUCUUUCAUCUGUUCCUCCAACAACAACAUUGCCCGCAUCACUGGCAUGGUAGAGCGGCUCUGCCAGGCCUUCGGACCUCGACUUGUCCAGCUUGAUGAUGUCACCUACCAUGGCUUCCCCAGCCUACAGGCCCUGGCUGGGCCAGAGGUGGAGGCUCAGCUCAGGAAGCUGGGCCUUGGGUACCGUGCCCGCUUCGUGAGUGCCAGUGCCCGAACCAUCCUUGAAGAAUACGGCGGGCUUCCCUGGCUUCAGCAGCUGCGCAAGGCCCCCUACGAAGAGGCCCACAGGGCCCUCUGCACCCUUCCUGGGGUGGGUACCAAGGUGGCUGACUGCAUCUGCUUGAUGUCCCUAAACAAGCCCCAGGCCGUGCCCGUGGAUGUCCACAUGUGGCAGAUCGCCCAGCGUGACUACAGCUGGCAUCCUACCACAACCCAGGCCAAGGGUCCAAGCCCCCGGGCCAACAAGGAACUGGGAAACUUUUUCCGGAGCCUGUGGGGCCCUUAUGCUGGCUGGGCCCAAGCAGUGCUCUUCAGUGCUGACCUGCGCCAUCUCUACCAUGAGCCACCAGCAAAGCGCAGAAAGAGAUCCACAGGGCCUGAAGACUAGGUGGGAGGCACCGGACAAAGGGAUUCUCCCAAUACCUUUUCCCUCUAUUACCCAUUAUUCUCCAUCCAGCCUCAUGUUGGGAAGAGGGGUCCAUGCAACUACCUCAGGGGGCAGGAACCCUCAAACUGAGCAAUUUGCACAAUAGUGUGGGGUGGGGGUUAUCUGGUCAGACAAAGGUACCUGUGGUUUUAUCCUCUUCCCUUUAUUACAAGAAGGAACAAUAAAAUAGAAACAUUUGUAUGGAAAA